Molecule: messenger RNA, 228 nt
Organism: Pieris macdunnoughi
Lineage: Eukaryota; Metazoa; Arthropoda; Insecta; Lepidoptera; Pieridae
Source: the annotation of a GenBank genome assembly
AUGCCUUACUACGGCUAUCGGGAGGGGUCGGACUCUAGUGGGGGUUGUUCGGAAUCGGACGGGGGUGAAUCGGACUCGGAGGGGGGGGAUAAGUACCGAGAGUACGGUGGGCCAGGGGCUACCCUUUCCUGGGUUUACCCCGGUUGCACUUCGGUAUCUGACGCAGGACACCAGGCCGAGGAGUUGGUGUCUCAAGCUGAUUACCAAUCCAUAUCCUUUUUAAUAUAA